AUGUCUCAUGUAUCUCUGCUAAAGGUCACGUCUGGGAAAAUUGAGCUUCGCUGUUUACCUAGACUUUUGCUCCUGAACAUGCGGUCCAUGGUAAAGUCUUCUGAAAACCACACCAUAGUGAUGGAAUUCAUUCUCUUGGGACUCACAGAUGACCCAGUGCUGGAGAAGAUCCUGUUUGGGGUGUUUCUGCUGAUCUACCUAAUCACGCUGGCAGGGAACCUGGGCAUGAUCGCGCUGGUCAGGACCACGUCCCACCUCCAGAGCCCCAUGUAUUUCUUCCUGAGCCACCUGUCCUUCGUAGACAUCUGCUACUCCUCCAAUAUCACUCCAAACAUGCUGUCCAACCUCCUCUCAGACCAGAAGACCAUCUCCUAUGCCGGGUGCUUCUCACAGUGUCUUCUCUUCAUCACCCUGGUCAUCACCGAGCUUUACAUGCUUGCUUCCAUGGCAGUGGAUCGCUAUGCAGCCAUUUUCAGCCCAUUACAUUACAGGACCGGAAUGUCCAGGAAACUCUGCAUCUGUCUAGUGACGGACCCUUACGCUUGUGGCUUCCUGAAUGGACUGUCCCAGGCGCUGCUGACCUUCCACGUGUCCUUCUGUGGCUCCCUGGAAAUCAAUCAUUUCUACUGUGCUGACCCUCCCCUGAUGAUGCUGGCCUGCUCCGACGCCCAUGUCAAAAAGAUGGCCAUGUUUGCAGUGGCUGGCUUUACUCUUUGGAGCUCUCUCUUCAUCAUCCUCCUAUCCUACGUUCUCAUCCUUUUGGCCAUCGUGAAGAUCCAUUAUGCUGAAGGCAGACACAAAGCCUUUUCUACCUGUGGUUCCCACUUGGCAACUGUCACCAUGUUUUAUGGGACCCCCUUCUGCAUGUACUUAAGACCCCCAUCUAAGAAGUCUGUAGAAGAGUCCAAAAUAAUCGCUGUCUUUUAUGGUCUUUUGUGUCCAAUGCUGAACCCAUUAAUCUACAGCCUUGGGAACAAAGAUGUGAUCCAUGCCAUGCAGCAAAUGGUGAAGGGCAGUCUCUUUCAUAAAUUUGCCAUGUAG
Molecule: messenger RNA, 1041 nt
Organism: Manis javanica (Malayan pangolin)
Lineage: Eukaryota; Metazoa; Chordata; Mammalia; Pholidota; Manidae
Product: olfactory receptor 5M10-like
Biological process (GO): G protein-coupled receptor signaling pathway
Cellular component (GO): membrane
Molecular function (GO): olfactory receptor activity; G protein-coupled receptor activity
Source: RefSeq, a predicted model, not a curated record